CAACUGCCUACUUGUCAACUUAAGUCCGCAACCAUGUCAUCUUCUCAAACACCACCUCAACCACCAGCCAUAAACUACGUCGCCGGCUUCUUACUUGUCGGUCUUGCUUGGGGACUCACUACACCUUUCAUCCGGCGCGCGGCUCGAGAUCACAACCCGCCGGCUCAUCCGUUGCUGGCAAGGGAUGACGUGAAAGCGAGCUGGCUCAAAAGCAAACUUUAUGGUGCCUUUUUCGCUGUCAUUGAUUUGUUACGGAAUCCGAGAUAUGCUAUCCCACUGUUGAUAAACUUGACAGGAAGCGUCUGGUUCUUCCUGCUCAUAGGCCAAGCUGAGUUGAGCUUGACCGUGCCCAUCGUUAACACCCUGGCCUUCUUGUUCACCGUACUUGGCGAUUGGUGGGUUGACAAAAAGGUUAUAAGUAAAAAUACGUGGUUAGGAAUGAUCCUAUCUAUAUGUGGGAUCGCAUUAUGUGUUCAAAGCAAAUCUUGAUGAAUACCUACCCACUUUCUAUACAUCUUCUAUGGGAGAAUUGUAAAUAUUCAUUUAUUUUAACGAGAUAUUCGAGUGAUGCUAUCCGGAGCAUCGGUAGUUCCGGUUCUAGACUCGGAUGAGGCUAAGCCGGCCGAGUCGAUGUGGUGGAAACUCACAUGUGAACUUUCGGCUAAGACAUAAUGAUGGCUUCCCGAACCAAUAGUUUAUGUUCUUCAAAAAGCCUAUCGUGGGUAGAUAGAACCUGGUUUGAUACGGUUCAAUAGAUUAUUCGGUAUUACGCCCGUAGGAAUACACGUGCGGUCUGUAAGCGUUCCUUUAGAUUUGCCCAGCGGUGAGGAAUCAGUUUAAAAUAAUGUAAUGAUGAAUUCUGUUGGUUUGGAUGGGGUUCAAUAGAACAAGAUCAUUGGCA
Messenger RNA from Annulohypoxylon truncatum, 901 nucleotides. RefSeq lists its product as uncharacterized. Lineage: Eukaryota; Fungi; Ascomycota; Sordariomycetes; Xylariales; Hypoxylaceae. The record is from RefSeq and is a predicted model, not a curated record. The coding region runs from base 34 to 489 and encodes 151 amino acids. The transcript has 3 exons.